AUGGGCAUCGUGCUAAGUUGCUGCCAGGACAACGAUUCUGAAGAAAAUGAGGCUCUGCUUGCGGGACAGCAGAAUGGUUUUGGCGAUGACUCCGCGGAAGAUUACAAUGCUCGACAGCUUCAGACGAAGCUUCAUGAGGAGCAGAUGCGUGCAAGAGAUGAAGCAUUGAAAGAGAUUGUAUCAAAUACGAAUGAUAAGCUUAUAGACAUUUCUAUGAUUAGCAACAGUGGAAUUGUGAUUCAGGGUACGGAUUUGAAGAAAGGUCAGGGAGAAAUGGAGUGCAUAUCUCAAGAACGACCUCGAUCAGAUGCCGAUGAAUUGAUACUAGAAGGUGUAGGUACGGGCGCAAUGAAGUACACUGUUCUGGAUGCAGAGAAAGUACUAUCAGCAGAAAUGAGGCAACAGCUGAAAGCACUCCACAACGCGAUAUUUGAAAGUCUUGAUGAGCAAUUACAGGAAGAAAUACCAAGCGAUCUUGUCGUUAGUCUCUCCAAAUAA
Molecule: messenger RNA, 498 nt
Organism: Zygotorulaspora mrakii
Lineage: Eukaryota; Fungi; Ascomycota; Saccharomycetes; Saccharomycetales; Saccharomycetaceae
Gene: MEH1
Product: Meh1p
Exons: 1
Coding region: 1-498 (165 amino acids)
Biological process (GO): endosomal transport; lysosome organization; positive regulation of MAPK cascade
Cellular component (GO): late endosome membrane; membrane raft; Ragulator complex
Source: RefSeq, a predicted model, not a curated record